CGCAGAGUCGCACUAUUAGCCAAUAGGAGAAAGGAGUCUCUACUCUCUAAUGCUCCCUCGCCUCUCCUUUCUCCCCCGUUCCCUCCACCCUACUCUCUCCUCUCGAAUGGCGUCUGCUAUUCCACGCGCCAAUACCACUUUCUCUCACGAACGCUCCCUAACCACCUUCUCCAUCUCCCGCUCUCCUUCCAAUCUAUCUCCCAUUCGGUACACGGCUUGUUUCGAUGUCCCUUCGUUAUCGAAAUCUGCCCUCUUCGGUAGGAGAUUUCACGCUCUCUGCCAACAAGAUGGGAGGCGGCUUUCGAGGCCUACGCGAAUCGUUUCGGCUUUGAAUAGAGAUUAUCGGAAGGUGAGAAGACGGCCAGCGAAGAGUAGAGAGAAGCAGUUGGAGCUCAGUGUCAGUAUUUGCAUUGAAGAAGAGUUGCCUGAUGAUCCUGAAAUUUUGAGCAUUGCGGAGUUACUUCGUCUUAAUGUGCCAACGGCGAUGAAGUUAGCUUUUGAUCGUUUGAAAGAUACAAACUAUAAAACAAGAGAUACUGUUAUUGAAGAUUUUGGCGGUUUCGAGAGCGUAGAGUUGUCUGUACUCCUUUGCAACGAUGAGUUCAUCCGAAAACUAAAUAAGGAAUGGAGGGACGAAGACCAUGCUACUGAUGUCCUUUCCAUGUCAGAACAUGUUCCUGCACUUAAGCUUCCUAUUCUUAUGUUGGGUGAUAUUGUAAUUUCUGUUGAGACCGCUGCAAGGCAAGCAGAAGAAAGAGGGCACACUCUUAUUGAUGAAAUACGAAUCCUUAUGGUUCAUGGGUUGCUGCACCUGUUGGGCUUUGAUCAUGAAAUCAGUGAAGAUGCUGAAGAAGAAAUGGAGAAGGAGGAGGAAUUUCUUUUGAAGAGUCUUGGAUGGAAGGGAAAAGGACUAAUACGGAGUGCAUAUGAUGGUGAAAAUCUUCAUAUGGAAAAUUCAAAUGAUAAUAUGUCAAAAGACAGGAAGAAAGAAGGUAGUCUUCGAUUUUACGAACCGAAGUUCAAGUACAUCUUCUGUGAUAUGGAUGGUACACUGCUGAACAGCAAAAGUCAAGUUUCAUUGACCAAUGCAAGAGCUUUGAAAGAGGCAUCAUCAAGAGGUGUAAAAAUUGUGGUAGCCACAGGAAAGGCACGUCCUUCUGCAAUAAGUGUUCUGCAGAUGGUUGAUUUAGCUGGCAAAGACGGCAUCCUUUCAGAGCACUCUCCUGGGGUUUUCUUACAGGGAUUGCUUGUUUAUGGUAUAAAAGGUCGGGAAAUUUUUAGAAGGAAUUUAGAUCCAAAUGUUUGCAGAGAGGCAGGCCAUUACUCUCUAGAGCACAAGGUUCCACUUAUUGCAUUUUGUGAGGAUCGCUGUUUAACCCUAUUUGAUCACCCUCUUGUUGACACACUGCAUACUGUAUAUCAUGAGCCAAAGGCGGAGAUCAUGCCUUCAGUUGAGCAUCUGGUGGCUGCUGCUGACAUACAGAAGCUGAUAUUUUUCGACACUCCUGAGGGAAUAUCAACCAAUUUGCGUCCAUACUGGUCAGAAGCUACAAGAGAUCGUGCUAGUGUUGUCCAAGCUGUACCAGACAUGCUUGAAAUCGUUCCUCUUGGGACUUCAAAAGGGAGUGGAGUAAAAAUGCUACUUGAUCAUUUGGGUGUCAACGCAAAGGAGAUAAUGGCUAUUGGUGAUGGGGAAAAUGACGUGGAAAUGCUUGAGUUGGCAUCUCUGGGAAUUGCUCUCUGUAAUGGAACAGAAAAAACAAAAAGUGUGGCUGAUGUAAUUGGUCCUAGCAAUGAUGAAGAUGGUGUAGCUGACGCCAUCUACCGGUAUGCAUUCUGAAGACUUAAUUCACGCAUAAGACAUGGUACAAUAUCCGGAAUGGGCUAUUUUUGCUCUUUCCAUGGAUCAUUUCGGUCAUCCUGAUAUAAUAGGAGAUUAAUUUGUCUCCUUUCCCCCAUAAUUUAUUUUUUCCCUUUUGGAUGGGGAACCCCAAUUACUUGAAAUUCGUGUUUCUUUUGUAUAAGGCAAAUGCCUUUAUUCUUUACUGACACAAGAUGUUAUGCAUUUGCUCCUCCCAUAGUACCUGCUUGGAGAAUAUAUGGUAACUUAAUCAUGCUAAUGAUUUCACCUGA
Molecule: messenger RNA, 2133 nt
Organism: Theobroma umbraticum
Lineage: Eukaryota; Viridiplantae; Streptophyta; Magnoliopsida; Malvales; Malvaceae
Product: haloacid dehalogenase-like hydrolase family protein
Biological process (GO): rRNA processing
Molecular function (GO): metalloendopeptidase activity
Source: RefSeq, a predicted model, not a curated record